Trichomycterus rosablanca is the source of this 1854-nucleotide messenger RNA. RefSeq names its product major histocompatibility complex class I-related gene protein-like. Gene Ontology annotation, cellular component: external side of plasma membrane. Lineage: Eukaryota; Metazoa; Chordata; Actinopteri; Siluriformes; Trichomycteridae. Gene Ontology annotation, biological process: immune response. The transcript is spliced from 7 exons. The annotation marks the transcript as partial. The record is from RefSeq and is a predicted model, not a curated record.
CUGUCUACAUAGGCAGCUGCCUCAACCAGCUCUCUACAAUACCUCAACAUUGCAGCCAGAGGAAUCAAUUUACCAGAGUUUACUUUGGUUGGUCUGGUGGAUGGAGAGCAGAUUAUGUACUAUGACAGUAAUAAUAAGACUCUGCUCCCAAAGACAGAGUGGAUGAAAAAGUUUAAAGAUGAUAAUCCUGAUUACUGGAAGAGGAGAACACAGCGUAUACAAAAUAAACAUGAGGAUAUAAAACAUGAUCUGCUUACAGUAAUGGAGCAUCUUGGUCACAAUAAAGGAGUUCACACCCUGCAGAAGAUGAUUGGCUGUGAACUUGAUGGGGACGGUACCUCUAGAAGAUACAGUCAGUACGGUUAUGAUGGAGAAGAUUACACCAGUCUGGAUCUGGGGACUAAAAUCUGGACUACUACUAAUGCUAAACCUGUUAUUAGUAAACUCACCUGGUUUGUUGAACGCAAUACUCAGGACGAGAUGCAUUGCCUGGAGAACAUCUGUAUCGACGAGUUAAAAAAGUUUAUAUUGUAUGGCAGAGAAACUCUGAGGAGGAAAGUUCGUCCUGAGGUCUCAGUGUUCCACAAGCAUUUUCCUUCUCCAGAGCUGGUGUGUCAUGCUACAGGUUUCUUUCCCAGAGAAGUGAUGAUGUCCUGGCAGAAGGAUGGAGAGGAACAGCAUGAGGACGUGGAGCUCACAGAGACAUUGCCCAACCAGGAUGGAAGCUUCCAAAAGAGAAUCAUUCUGAGAGUCUCACCUGAGGAGCUGAAGGAACACAACUACAACUGUGUGAUUCAGCACUGCAGCCUGGAGAAGGACUUGGUGCUUAAAGUGUCAGAUCCAGAAGGAGGAUUGUUUCUAAUCAUUGUUGCUGCCGUGGCUUCUGUUGCUCUUGUUGCCCUCAUUGCUGUUGGAGUUCUGAUCUGGAUGAAGAAGUCUGGCUUCAAACUUGUUCCAGAGAAUUUACCCCCUCCUGAGAGGUGGAGGGGAGAUUCAGAAAGUAGUACAGAGGACAAGAUGUCAAAUAUGGACACCUGAGCUUUUAUCAAAAAACAUUUUGGUGUAAAGAUACUUUAUUGGCACUGCCAAAGUUUGCAGUUGCUGCUGCUUUAUCACUGCUUCAGACGUUUCAGCUGUUUUUAAUGUAAAUGAGAUUAAGGUUUUUUCUCUCUGACAAGUCCAUGACUGUGAGCAGCAUAGAAGCUCAAGCUGCAUCUUUGUGUUUAGUUUCUACCUUUGGGAACACUUACCUAAUCAGCUCCUCCUGACCUAAAGAGUCCUGUUCAUACUUCAGAAUACAUAUAUCUGAUGCUCCUGAACCAUGAAGUGAUUUGCAGACCAGUAAUCAGAACUUGAGCAGAAUUUAUGUUCUUGUCACUGUGGCCUGAGGCUCAAGCCAAAAACCAGCAAAGCAUUCCCACACCAUCACACCACCAUGUUUGAUUUUCACUCUAAUGUUAUUACUGUGGAAUGCUUUGUUAGCUUCAUGUCAGAUGUAAUAUGAACCAAGUUCCACUUUUGACUAAUCAGUUUACAGCACAUUAUCCCAAAAGGCUUGUGGGUCAUCAAGGUUUUUCUGUUAGCAAAAUGUGAGAUGAGCCUUAAUGGUCCUCUUGCUUAGCAGUGCUCAUUACCUUCCAACGGUUCCAUUAAUAAAAUUCCAUUGGUGUCUACUGGUGGAAUCAUGAAAAUUAAGGUUUGCUGGAGUUCCAGAUCAUUAUAAGCUUUGUUAUACUUUCCAGGCUUGUUUGAAUAACUUUCUGUAUAUUAGCUACAUAGCUAAAAUGGUUUAUUUUCAACAUGACUGCAGUAAUUAAGUGGGGGUGUGUCAAUUAUGACUUUAAUAUUAAUCUC